CGGUCAUGCUUCCGGAUGCAUCUUUGUUCUCUGUUCCCUGUUCCGAAGAAUCUACUGAACGCAGCCAUUAGAAGAUUUCUACUCUUUUUGCAAAAGAAGAAGAUAAAUUUCUCAAACUGUAGCAUACGCCGGGCGAGCAUUAUGGAGAAAAUUGACAAACUCAAAUAUAAUAAUGAAGAUAUUGACUCAUUUGUCCAUAGAAAAUCAAGCAAAAAGUUUAAGUCUAAAAAGAAAAAAGAAAAAAAACAUAAGAAAAAGAGGAAAUGUUCAUCUUCAAGCAGUAAAAGCGAUGAUAGCACAAAAUUUGAAUGGGUGGAGAGAAAGGUUGAAGAUCAAGUUGUUGAUUAUAGAGCCCAAGAAAAUCAGCUCAAAAGGGAUGAAUGGAUGAAUGUGGAAAGUUUUAUUCCAUAUUUAUCAGAGCCUAAUGUGAAAUUACAAGAAUUAAAAGAGAAAGAUAAAGAGAUUUUUCUAAGUAAACCGGGACAAAGUAACAGAGAAUUGAAUCCAUAUUGGAAAGCUGGAGGCGAUGGAUUACCUCAAAAUAAUCCAGGUAGAUCUGAUAAGCCGAAGAUUUUGGAUGUAAAUUGGCUAAAAAAGAGUCUUCGGCGUGCCGAGGAACAAGCUUUACGUGACAAUAAACGUUUAGAGGAAGUAGCUGCCGAACGUUGGGGUUCUCUAGAAAUUAUACAAACAAUGAUAGUUGAAGCAGAAAAAAUGUCAAAAACUCAACAGAAUAAAUCGUAUCAUAAAAUAUGUUACAAUGAUAAAAAUGAUAGAGACUCUCAUAGAAUUUCCAGUCCGAGAAUAAGAAAGCGUUUGAGGUCUAAAUCAAGAUCUAGAAGUAAGGAUCGUGCUGAAAAAUAUAAUACUGACUACUCGUCGGAACAUCACACAGUAUUGAAGCAAACCUAUCGCAAACCUAAAGACAGCGACACUUAUUAUCAACAGACUAUGCCUGCCAAUAGUCGUAUGAAAAAUUGGAAAAAAGAUAAGAGUGAUGAAAAGAGAUAUCCAAUUACCGAAUUAUCUGUGUCCGAGCCAAAACAAGUAGAUUUACGGAAUAUUAAUAAUACAAAUAGAAUGGAUAAAGAUAAAGGCGUUGGUGUUUUGACUGAAGCGGAAAUGAAUAAAUUAGGAGCAAGUAUUAUAAAAGCUGAAUUAACGGGUGAUAAUGAAUUAGCAGCAAAACUAAAAAUCCAGUUGGAGCACGCGAGAAAACAUAUUACAUCAUGUAAAACCAGUGUACAAGAGGAGAAUGUAAUUCUCACAAAAACCGAUGCAAAAGGUACUGCAAGACCGAUACAACCCAGAAAUCAAUCUAAAUGGGAAAAUUACAGGAAUAAGAAAACUGCCGAGACACAUAUCUCUGGUGAGAGAGUACGUCAUUUCGCAGACGAUGAUAAAUAUUCUCUACAAGAAAUGUUUCAACGAGAGAAAGGAAGAUCCACAAUGGAAGAUGAAGCAGUCUUCGUUAAACUCGCUUCCAAGAAUAUCGACCAUAUGGAUGAUACAUUUGAGCAACAAAUUGCACGAACAGAUUCGGAAGCGAGACAAGACAAGUGGGAUCGUACACAGGCAAUUAAAGAACACAAAAAUUUAUCUAAAUGUAUGGAUAAUUGUUCGUGGUGCCUUGAUUCGAAAAAUAUGUUAAAGCAUAUGAUCGUUACAAUGGACUCUGUGAUUUGCUUAAGCUUGCCUGCUUGUACUUCCUUGAGUGCUGGUCAUUGUAUAUUAACACCUAUACAGCAUGUGGCGUGUCAAUUGCAAUUAGAUGAAGAUAUAUGGGAUAGAUUGAUGGAAUUCAAAAGAAAAUUAAUAAAAAUGUUUACGGAUGAAGAUUUUUAUCCGAUAUUUUUUGAAGUGUAUAAAAUACGUAGUAAAUUUUCACAUAUGCAAUUAGAGUGUAUUCCACUGCCGAAAAAAAUUGGCGAGUUGUCACCAAUAUAUUUUAAGAAAGCUUUGUUGGAGUGUGAAACUGAAUGGUCCAUGAACAAAAAAAUUAUUGAUUUAACAUUUAAAGGUAUACGUCAUGCCAUACCAAAUGGAUUAUCUUACUUUAUGGUCGAAUUUGCUUCACAUCCUGGCUAUGCUCAUGUGAUCGAAGACGAAAAAAUGUUUCCGCAAAAUUUUGCCAAGGAAAUAAUAGGAGGAAUGUUGGAUUUGGAUCAUAACUUUUGGCGGAAACCAAAAAGACAAAGUUUUGAGGAACAAAGAAUAAAAGUAUUAGAGUUCACAGAAAAAUGGACGAACUAUAAUUCGUCGUAAUCAAAAGACAAUUAUCUUGCAUGAAAAAAUUAUACAA
This is a messenger RNA of Trachymyrmex septentrionalis, 2302 nucleotides long. Its product is annotated as CWF19-like protein 2. Lineage: Eukaryota; Metazoa; Arthropoda; Insecta; Hymenoptera; Formicidae. The record is from RefSeq and is a predicted model, not a curated record. Gene Ontology annotation, cellular component: post-mRNA release spliceosomal complex. Gene Ontology annotation, biological process: mRNA splicing, via spliceosome. The transcript is spliced from 11 exons. Bases 16 to 2265 code for a protein of 749 amino acids.